Molecule: messenger RNA, 720 nt
Organism: Pseudocercospora fijiensis CIRAD86
Lineage: Eukaryota; Fungi; Ascomycota; Dothideomycetes; Mycosphaerellales; Mycosphaerellaceae
Exons: 2
Coding region: 371-553 (60 amino acids)
Source: RefSeq, a predicted model, not a curated record
AUCGAGGUGCAAUUUCUUGAGCAGGCCUCGCACGCGCUUCAGCAAUGCAGACAAACUCUUAAGUGGACAUAUGCCUUCGCAUACUAUCUGGCCCGCAACAACCUGACGGAGAUCUUUGAAGACAACCAAAAGGAUCUCGAAAUGGCAGUUGAGAACCUUUCCGAGAUGUUUGAGAAGCCUACAGAACAGCUAGCAGGUCUCAAAGUCGAAAUGAUGGAUAAGACGGCCUACUGCAACCGGCGUAGGCAGAUUUUGCUGGCAGAUACGGCGGAAGGUUUGAAAGCAGACAACUGGCAAUUUAACGUCGAACUCCAGUGAGCCGCUCGCUCGAUCCAACAGCCCUCGAGCGAAAGUCAAGCUCUCAGUCCGCAUGAUUUCGCAGAGCGACCACCCUCAUAAUUAUUGCGAAUGCGGCCGAGCCCCCCAUGACAGACGAUGCUACGAUUCAGUUUCUUAUGUAUCAUUUGGGAAUUGGGACACGAUGCGAGGCAUGGGAACGAGGAAUUUGACAUUUUGGCGUGGCGUGGCGCGAACGAGCCCGACUGACGGAUGAUUCAUAGUUGGUUGCUCGCUCGCUUGCUUCUUUCCUCUUUCUCGACUACAAUCAUGCCGCAUGGUCUGGGGCGAGGCGAGGCCUUAGUUGUGCAGUCAAGUAGGAGCGAGGCGCUUAGCGAGUUGUAUGAAAUGUAGAUCAUAACUGCCAAUGUUAUUAUACAGAGC